Molecule: messenger RNA, 1770 nt
Organism: Mizuhopecten yessoensis (Yesso scallop)
Lineage: Eukaryota; Metazoa; Mollusca; Bivalvia; Pectinida; Pectinidae
Product: tctex1 domain-containing protein 1-B-like
Exons: 4
Coding region: 288-782 (164 amino acids)
Biological process (GO): microtubule-based movement
Cellular component (GO): cytoplasmic dynein complex; cytoplasm
Molecular function (GO): dynein intermediate chain binding
Source: RefSeq, a predicted model, not a curated record
CCAGUCACUUGUUCACUCGGACACAAUCAAUCGCCUCGCGGACAGUCGGAGUGUCGCUACGCUACUGUGCUAAAUUAGUAGAUUUUAUGUGUAAAUCAAUGUGAAUUUAAUGUCGCCAUCAAUUUAUAAGCAAGUCCAAUGUUCUUCAAUUAACCCAGGGACGUUAUAAGUAAAUGGCCAUACACUAAGUGCUGUUGACUGAGGGAGAUGUUUUUCAAUUUGCAGAUGCAUAAUUUCACAAGAGACUCCAGGAAUUAACACACAGUUUCUACUUCAUUCUCUUCACCAUGACCGGGAAAGCACUAGGGGCCAAAGUGUCCAGCUUCUUUGAUAUACCGGAAAAGCGGAUGCAAGCAGCAGGAUCUAGUAUAAUAUCAUUUGCUUGUGAUCCCAGCCAUGAUGAUACCGCGAGAUCCAUGAAAAAGGUAUUUUACGAGAAUACGUACCAGCUAGAUCCUCCCUCAAAGUUCAGGGCUGAUAAAAUUACUCCUAUCAUCGAAGACAUCCUCAACACAAAUCUAGAAGGCCGGAAGUACGAUCCGAUAGAAUGUUCCAUCAUGUCAAAAUCUCUUGCCGACGAGAUUAAGCACAAAGUAAAAGAACUCAAUUUCAAAAGGUACAAGACGGUGUGUAUGGUGACGAUCGGUCAGAAGAAUGACCAGGGUGUUCGGAUCGGAAGUCGGUAUCUGUGGGACCACGACCGUGACAACUACGCCGCCGCGUCCUUCCACAACAAACAUAUCUUUGCCGUGGGCACUGUGUACGCCGUCUACUUUGAGUGACCUUUGUGUAAUUCGUAGUGGUUGUCUUGUAGUUCUCUCAAAAAUCAGACAUACCAGACUUAAUCGUGCGUCUUAAAUACGCUCAUAUAUUUGGAGAUAGUAAUUGCCCGAGAUAAAGCGGAAAAUAUAAUUGUUAUCAAAUGUAUUCCGUCUUUUCGUAUUGCAGAGUUAUCUGCUCUUGUGAGCAGGUAUUGAUUAUUACGUCAUUUGUUUGUGAGAGUAACGUCAUCAAUUUUUGAGAAAACGACGUCAUUUUCUCACACAAACCAAUGCCGUAACAAUCAAGAGAAGAUAACUCUGCAAUACGCAAAGACGGAAUAGAUCCAACUAGAAUUGCGAAAAUCUAGUCCCAGCAUACAGCCAUGAUAUCAGCUCUUCGUCUAUUUUUCUUGCUUCAAUGAGGACUAUCAACACUUUAUCGGGAUGAAAUCGUCUCCAAUGAAAUGACACCUACCUGUUGUAUUCAUCUAGUUUAAAAAGCUAGGAUUUAAUGGAGAGAAACACAUUGUUUUAAAAUAAUUUAUAUGGUGUUUAAUAUAUUACUAAAAUUGGUUCAAAUUAAUAACACAAAACCUCGAACUGUGUUUACUUUGUAAGUUAGCUCUAAAAUCACUUAUAUUUGAUAAAAGUUAUUUGAAAUAAGUAAAUAUGUACAACUAAUAUCUAACAAAAUAUAUUUAAUUGAAGAUAGUAAAGGUAGGAACUGACGAUGCCAUAUAUGUUUAUACACUUAUCUCCAUGUUUGAAAAAUGAAUGUGAGGAAACAAACACUGUAUAAAUACUGAUUAUACAAGUAUGUAUUGUACAACUGUACAACACACAAGAGAUGUAUCAUAUACCUGUACAAGUAAAAAGAUUAACUUAUUAUGUAUAAAUGUUUCCACAAGAUCACCGUCCAUGCUUGAUGUACAAUAUCAUACUCAUUCAUGCCAAACGAUUGUGAAGUUAAUAAAGUUAUUAUUUUGUUAUGAAGUAUGUUCUUUGUUAA